Juglans regia (Persian walnut) is the source of this 2764-nucleotide messenger RNA. RefSeq names its product protein IMPAIRED IN BABA-INDUCED STERILITY 1-like. Gene Ontology annotation, cellular component: nucleus; cyclin-dependent protein kinase holoenzyme complex. NCBI's taxonomy places the organism in Eukaryota, Viridiplantae, Streptophyta, Magnoliopsida, Fagales, Juglandaceae. Bases 360 to 2408 code for a protein of 682 amino acids. Gene Ontology annotation, biological process: positive regulation of transcription elongation by RNA polymerase II; protein phosphorylation. Gene Ontology annotation, molecular function: ATP binding; cyclin-dependent protein serine/threonine kinase activity; RNA polymerase II CTD heptapeptide repeat kinase activity. The record is from RefSeq and is a predicted model, not a curated record. The transcript is spliced from 9 exons.
AUGAUGUGCCCAAUUCGCACCUACGAAUAGCUCUCUCUCUCUCUCUCAAGCACGCACACUUCCUUGCCUUUCGGACCGUUUGUCCUGGAAAUCUAUCUCAUCCUCCAAUCCCCCGCAGAUCUCGCCAAGACCCAAACUAGAAACGAUAAGACCAGAAAAUAACACCAUCACCAAAAGAGAAUCCCAGGACUCGCUGUCUGUCGGAGGCGGGUUUAAGCGUGCAGCCGCGUUAAUCUCUCUCAGAGGAAGGGAGGGAGCGGAACGCAUAUAGACACGCAGGGACAAAGGAUGCAAUCCCUUUCGUAAGCUUAUGUGAGGGGGAAUCUGGAGAAUUCUCCUGCUCCAUUCCCGCCUGCUGAAUGGGUUGCUUUAGCUCUAAGCACGCGGCGCGGGAUGCUUCGUCCUCUGUUUUCGAUAACCCGGCUGACAACAACAAUGGCUCCGCCAUGAUUCUCGAGCCAUAUUCGUUGAAGAAGAACCAAUCCGGUAAUCAAUCUAGGAAGGACGGGAGGUCCACCGAUCGGAGCCGCGAGCUCAACAACAAGUCCAAGAAGGAGAGCUCCCAUUCCCAUUCCAAGGGUCCCUUUAACUCCAAGCUUGGCUUAUCUCACAGGUACGUGCAGGCCGAACAAACCGCUGCUGGAUGGCCCACCUGGCUCAGCGCUGUCGCUGGCGAAGCCAUCGAUGGUUGGCUCCCUCUCAGAGCAGAUUCUUUUGAGAAAUUGGAGAAGAUUGGGCAAGGUACGUACAGCAGUGUGUUUCAAGCACGUGAAGUUGAAACUGGGAGGAUGGUUGCUCUGAAGAAGGUACGAGUUGAAAAUUUCCAGCCAGAGAGCAUAAGGUUUAUGGCUCGAGAAAUAAUGAUCCUCCGCAGGCUGAACCAUCCAAAUAUCAUGAAGUUGGAGGGGCUUAUUACUUCUCGGUUAUCAAGUAGCAUAUACCUCGUAUUUGAGUACAUGGAACACGAUCUUGCUGGACUAAUAGCUAGCCCGGAUAUCCAAUUUAGUGAAGAACAGGUCAAGUGUUAUAUGACACAGCUAUUAUGUGGAAUUGAGCACUGCCACCUGCGAGGUAUAAUGCAUCGAGACAUUAAAGCAUCCAAUAUUUUGGUAAACAACGAAGGGGUUCUGAAAUUGGGAGAUUUUGGACUUGCAAAUGUCAUCAGCCCAAAGAACAGACAACCAUUAACCAGUCGUGUGGUUACUCUAUGGUAUCGUCCUCCUGAACUUUUGAUGGGGUCAACGAAUUACGGGGUAACGGUGGAUCUCUGGAGUGUGGGCUGUGUAUUUGCCGAACUUCUUAUUGGAAAGCCUAUCCUUAAAGGGAGAACUGAGGUUGAACAAUUACACAAAAUCUUCAAGCUUUGUGGUUCUCCACCAGAGGAGUUUUGGAAAAAGUCUAAACUUCCUCAUGCAGCAAUGUUUAAACCCCUACAUAAUUAUGAAAGUUCAAUUGGGGAGAAGUGCAAAGAUUUUCCAAAAACUGCUGUGAACCUCAUUGAAACUUUACUUUCCUUGGAACCUCAAAAGCGUGGGACUGCGUCCUCUGCCCUUAUGUCUGAGUAUUUCAACACAGAGCCUUACGCAUGUGAUCCAUCAAGCUUGCCAAAGUACUCGCCUAGCAAGGAAAUUGAUAUUAAAAAUCGUGACGAUGGGCGAACUAGGAAAAAGACUGGUGCUAAAGUGAGAGAGCCUGCGGCAUCAAGAAAGCCUAGAAGACUCCGUAAAACUUUGCAAGAAACAAACGCUAUCAGUAAAUUAGCACCAAAUGAGGAAAUGCAAGAUUCUGCUGAACUUGAUGAUAGAAAAAAUCAGAGCAACGCACAUAUUCCUAAAGGAAGAGAUGGCUUUGGGCGUAGAGAGCCAUUAAAACCAUCAUUUGAUACAAUGUCAGAGACUUCCCGACUGAUGAAUGGAUCUCGAGGGGACACUACAGUUUCACGCCCAACAGAAGUAUCAACAUCAAGCGGCUUUACAUGGGCAAAAAGGCGAAAAGAGAAUGCUGCAUCCACAAUAUCAGAUGGAUCAAAAAGCAAAAUUAGUGCAUUAGAUCCAUCGUUUGCAAAAGCAUCUUACUUAACCAAAAAAGAGAACGAUCUUCUAUGCAGGGUUCUAAUCAAUUCCAUUGAGGCUGCCAAGCAUGAAAUGCACAAGCAGCAGUACCAGUUUGACAUGCCAGUUUCUUCCAAAGCAUCUGAUGCAUUACAUUCUCUUGAUGUAUCAAUGACAUCUAGUCAACAAGAAGUAGCAGAUGCUCUAACAAACAAUACGGGUUACAAGAACAAAGGGAAGCACAUUGAAUACUCAGGACCGCUGUUAUCCCAACCACGUAAAUAUGAUGAACUCCUGCAAAAGAAUGAGAGUCAUAUUCGUCAAUCAGUUCGGAGAUCAAGAUUCGAAAGAGAUUGAUGAUCAAGCAAGAUUUCUACGGUUUAAAGAGGACGGUGGAAUUAAUUGUGCAUGUGGACUAAUGUACAAGCCAAUGCUGAACUCAACAACUCUCUCACUGCCUCCAGUACAAGCUCAAGUAGGCUAGCUACGUACAUGAUCUUUCUGACAUGGUGCUACUGCUACCUCCAUGAUGUCCGUCCUGUUCAAAUAGCCAGCUUUGUACUGUGACGGCUGAUCAAAUAGAUAGUUGAGUCAUUAAAGAGUGUAUGGGAGAGCGUGUUUUGCUUCUACUUUAAAUUCAAAUGUCCAAUUUCAACAAUUUCAGUUUUUUCAUAUAAUUAGUAUGAGCAUGAGUAGUACUACUGAUACUUGCA